Seriola dumerili (greater amberjack) is the source of this 1658-nucleotide messenger RNA. RefSeq lists its product as uncharacterized. The coding region runs from base 28 to 927 and encodes 299 amino acids. The record is from RefSeq and is a predicted model, not a curated record. The transcript has 10 exons. NCBI's taxonomy places the organism in Eukaryota, Metazoa, Chordata, Actinopteri, Carangiformes, Carangidae.
AAGACAAGAGGGAAGAGACACCGCAACAUGAGUGAAGAUCGAGAAAGUAAAAGCUCUAAGAGAGAGGAAGAUGCUGGAACCAGGUGCCAGCAGUAUGAACAAACUCAAGACGAUUGCAGGGACAGGAUUGCCGAGAUGAAAAAAGAAUGCGGCGAGAAACUUGAUAAGGCAAACGAAGACUCUAAGACAGACAAAGGAGGAAACUCCAGCUGCCAGCGGUGUGAACAAUCUGAACUGGACCACAAGAAAAGUAUGACUGAAAUGGAUAUUCAUUACAAAACUCAACUUGAAAAGGAAAGACAGACCCUGAGACGAAAAGAGGAAGAAUUUCAGUCAUUCAAAGACAGGGUGGCGAGAGAGCUUGCACUUUCAUUAAAGACUGGAGACACUGAGAGCAUGAACAACCCAGUCAGUAAAAUAAAACUUAAAGAGAUGUAUCAACACCUGAGAGUUGUACAGUGGCUUAAAAUGAGAGAUAAUCUGAAAUCAAACGAGGAGAAUAUAAAGUUUGCCAGCGCUUUACUUCAGAAAAUGUUUGAGGACUCAAGAAAACAAAUGGAGAAAAACAAGAGGCUGAUAGAGGAAAUGUGUGGGCUGAAUGAGAACAGUGAACAACAAACACCUCAGAAGGUUAGAGAAUACACACAAUUAACAAUUCAAAAUCUUCAGUUGGCUCUGUUCUAUAGCAGAAAAGAAGAUGUUAAGACUCCUUUUCCUGAAUAUAAAUGUGAAAACCCGCAGAGUGUGAUGGUGACUUUCAGACAUCUGGCUGCUGAAUGCUACUGGCUGGGCUGUUUGAUGGCUUUAAACAAUCCUCCUCUUGAACCUGACUGGGAGAAGUGUGGAGCUGGACCGGACUCUGGGGACAUUUUCCCACACGGCAUCAAGUCUGGCAAUGAAAUGGAGAGUGAGCCGAUGGAGCAGUGAAGUAGAGAAUCUGCCUGAUUCUCGAUGCUCAGCACUUUUGCUAUUGAUUUCAAAUAAUGCUAACAGAGCAAAAAAAAAAAAGGCUUAUUUGUUUUCUUGCUUGGAGUAAAAUGAGAAGAUAGAAAGGCUACCACUAUCUUGUCUGUAAAUAUUAGGUUUUUAGCAAGGAGACAUUUAGCUUACUUUAGCUUAAAGACUUGAAAUGGGGAAACAGCUAGCUUGGUCAAAGGUAACAAAGCCUGGCUACUAGCAUGUCAUAAGCUCACUAGCUAACAUGCUGUAACUUCAUAUUUGUUUAAUUUGUCCAAAAACCAAAAUGUAAAAAGGAGAAGCUGCGGUUUUUAUUCAUUUCCCAAAGUCAAUACAGUGAGUUAUUUUUACACUUUGAGUUUUCUACCGAUUAAACAAGCUAGCUAGCUGCUUAAAAGCUAACAUCUUAGCUACAAUCCUGCAUUUUUACAUGGUGUACUUUGUACUGACAUUUUUUUUUUAACAUGCAGUGUCCCUCUCAAACAAAAAUAAUUAAAUAGAUAAAAAAAAACAACUUAUAAUUAAUUUAAACAAGUAAAUACUGGCUACAGACAUGAGAGUGGCAACUGACAGGAAGAAAGCAAAUGAGUAUAUUUCUUAAAAUCUUAAACGAUUCCUUUAACUAAAGCUUGAAAAAUUGUUUCAUAAAUUUAAUGUUACAAGAUUUUAUGUAAGCACAUGCUGCAUUUUCUGUCCAUAUG